AUGACGAACCACCCAGUGACGUGCCGCCUUCUCCAUGGUGAUCCUCUAGCUUGGGAUCCUUGCGGAAACUCAUCGUCAAAUCUUCCGGUUCGGUGGUUGCGCCGUUCUCCAUUUCGUCUUCUUCAUCAGGUCCCGGUGACACACCGCUCAAGCCACCGGUCAAACCAAGUAACUGCUGCUGUAAAGCCAAUGGAUUUUGUUGGAGUGCUGCAAGGAACGGUGGCAAGACGUUCAUGUUGAAGGCGGAACGAAACCCUCCAAGACCCAGACUUGAGGUAA
Molecule: messenger RNA, 279 nt
Organism: Haemonchus placei
Lineage: Eukaryota; Metazoa; Nematoda; Chromadorea; Rhabditida; Trichostrongylidae
Source: the annotation of a GenBank genome assembly